Messenger RNA from Caenorhabditis bovis, 585 nucleotides. The record is from the annotation of a GenBank genome assembly. Lineage: Eukaryota; Metazoa; Nematoda; Chromadorea; Rhabditida; Rhabditidae.
AUGCACUUGUCGCAGUAUUAUAAUGAUGAAAUGGAGGCAACGGGAUAUGAAACCUAUUCAAGGAAUCCCUAUGGAACACAAAACGGCGGAAUUCUAGCAAGCAAGGUAAUUCAUUCAUCAAAACUUCCUGGCGCACCUGUUCUAACAAGUGAUAUUAAUGACAAAGCAUCAAGUGCAGUUUAUAAAUUGGUGAUUGCUCAAUUUAUUGGCACUAUUAUGGUUGUGAUGUCUCAUGUAUUGUGCCACGAGUCGUCAACCAAGCAUUCGUUGAGGAUCGGAAAAUUGAAAAAAAACUCAGUCGCUCUCCUAUCGUCAAUUUCUCUUUCAUCCUUCAUAAGUUUGCUUCAGUCGACGGUCGGAUGGAAUUCGUUGAUGGCAACUGCUAUUGCAUUGAGUCGCGCCUUUCACGGAGUACAAGAAUAUCCGGAAGUCCAAGAAUUCAAUGAUCAUUUCGUCUUCUGGCUAGGACCAACAAUGUCAAGUCUUUUUGCUUCCAUGUUAUACAGACUUCUUUACGCUCCUGAAAAACGACGUCUUCUUAGCUGCUCCUGCGAAGAUGAUGAGACCAGAGCAAUUGACCUUUGA